AUGGCGCUGAUGCUGAUGAUGAUGAUCGAGGAAUGCUUUCGUGAAGUGCAUGUGCCGGGUCCUGGGGGCGCCACAGCAGCACCCAGUGUGAAAAUAGUCAGCCCGCACGUUAUGGAUAGUAUGAUAAAAACCAGCAUGGGACUACACGACGAUCGAUCGUCACGGAACAGCAACAGCAGCAGCUCGGGAUCGCCCACGGUGGCGCACGAGAAGAAGAAGAUGCUGGAUAUUACGCGAGACAGGCCUAUCAAAAUCGCGGUACGGGUACAAGUUCCUGUGCGGGACCAUCCAAAGUUCAACUUUGUCGGCAAACUUCUCGGCCCGAAAGGCAACUCGCUGAAGCGACUGCAGGAGGAAACGAUGUGCAAAAUGGCGGUCCUGGGCAAGGGCUCGAUGCGCGACCGGAAGAAGGAGGAGGAGUUGCGGCUCAGCGGUGACCCACGGUACGCCCAUCUGUCCGAGGACCUGCACGUGGAAAUCUCGACGUACACCGCGCCGGCCGAAGCACACGCCCGGAUCGCGUACGCGCUGGCGGAAGUGCGCCGAUUUCUGGUGCCGGAUUAUCAUGACGACAUUCGGCAAGAGCAAAUGUGGGAAAUGCAGGCCCUGAAUUCACAGAACGCGGCCACUAACCUGACCCACGAUACCGGCCUCAACGGCGGAUGUGGCAACGGGCUCGGCACCAACGGUAUCAGCAUGAGCAGCAGCGGAAGCAGCUGCAGCACGGCAAGCACCGGAAGUACAGCGAACGGUUCGCUCGGCCCAACCGGGGGCCUCAGCAACGGCACGGGCCUCAACGGAGUGGUCGGCGCCACGGUCUCCAACGGCACCAACGGUGGGCUCGGAAGUAACGCCUCGGUCACGGUGGGCGUUGGAGCGGACCUUAGCAACACACAGUCAUCGGCAGCAGUGGCAGCAGCAGCCACCAUAUCAGACCUGCAGCACGUGACGAACUCGUUAACGCACCAUCAACAACAGCAUCAGCAGCAGCAGCAACAGCAUCAGCAGCAACAGCAGCAACAGCAGCAUCAACACCAACACACAUCGCAGAGCCAGUUCCUGUCGGGCGAUACCGAUAUGAGCAGUCUGCUGCAGCCGAUGGACGUGAACAUGGCGUCGGCGAAUCAUUUCGUAAAUUCCCUACCUACGAGUGACCUGGAAGCGCAAACGCUGGCGUUCGUCGAGUCGGCCAAUGCAUUUCUGCACCCAGCGUUACGGGGCGUCAAGGCCGUAAGCUUAGCCCGCAAACGACCGCUGCUGGGAGGGCCCCGCUCGACGAUGAACCCCACGAAGCGCACCGUGAUGACGCUCAUUGCACGGGCACGCACCGCCCAGGCCCUGCACGGUUCCCGGACGGCCCAACCGAUCGGCGAACCGAUACAGGUGAUCACAUCGCCGCUAAUCCUGCAACCACCGCUGGAUCUGCUGCAGUCGAACGCCGGCACCGGCGUGACGAAGGAGAACAUCCUGCAAGGCGCCUGA
This is a messenger RNA of Anopheles bellator, 1482 nucleotides long. RefSeq lists its product as uncharacterized. Lineage: Eukaryota; Metazoa; Arthropoda; Insecta; Diptera; Culicidae. Gene Ontology annotation, biological process: regulation of alternative mRNA splicing, via spliceosome. The coding region runs from base 1 to 1482 and encodes 493 amino acids. Gene Ontology annotation, molecular function: mRNA binding. The transcript has 11 exons. The record is from RefSeq and is a predicted model, not a curated record. Gene Ontology annotation, cellular component: nucleus.